AUGAAAAGAACAACUUUAUUGUUAAAUCAGAUGAUUAUGCCAAGGGAAUCAAUCAAUCUUCACACAAAUACUGGAAUAAAAAUCCCAUAUAAUAAAAGAAUAGAGCAAGACUUAAGGCACGAUUUAUCUGUAUUCAUUAAAGAAAAUAAUAAUAAAAUUAAUAAUGUAUUUGAUAUACAAAUUCCAGACCUUAAAACAUUGGAAAAGGGCACUAAACCCGAAGCUGAUGUUGCGAACGAGGAGCUCGUUAAACGACCUUUAGUUGUGGAACAUCUCAAAAGAAUUUUCAAUCCAAAUAAAAAUGUAUCAAAUUAUUACAUGAUCUGUGGUGAACAUGGAACUGGAAAAACAACAUUGACAAAGAUUGCAUCAAAAGAAGUUGGGAAGGGUGUAAUAUAUUUUGAUGUUCCUGAAAAUCCAACUAUCGAAAAGUUUGGUAUGGCAUUUGGGAAAGUCCUUAACUUUACAUUUGAGGAACAUAUCUCCUUUACGGCACAAUUAAUAAAUAAAAUAUUGGGUAUUACUCCUGGUAGGUUAAUUGGUUUUGGCAUUAUUUUUGAUAACAAAGCUUUUGAUCCUAAUUUUUCUUUUAUAGAAAAACCAAGGCUGGAGAAAUGGGAGAGAGUUUUAGAAGCUUUUAAGUGUACUUCUACAUUAUAUAAAAAGAAAUAUGGCAAACCUCCGGUUAUUAUUUAUGAUAGUAUUAGUCUAUUGAUUCCCAAAUAUUUAGAAAUUCUUGACACCCUUCAGGAUGGAGCUAAAAAGGGUGCCGAUGAAAGGAAAUUUGUUGCUGUAUUUGUUUCAAGUGAAGGUUCAGUUCCCCAAAGAAUGGAGCAACGCAGUGCUUCGUCACGAGCAGAUAAACCACUAAUAGAAAUCGGUGACCUUAGCAAAGAAGAAACAAUGGAAUAUCUAAUCAAAAAGCGUGGGAUUAAUUCUGUAGAAGCAGAAAGACUAUAUGAUUUAGUUGGUGGACGUCUUGUGAAUUUGAAGUCUGUAGCAGACAAAUCUCUAGCUGGACAAUCCUUUGAAGACAUCAAAACAAUAGUUUUUAACAACAUCUUUAAUAAUUUUGAAAAGGCAAAGAUUAAUCCAAAUCAAAAAAAUCACGAGAUUGCAAAAAUUAUUAUAAGAGCUUUAUUAAAUUCUAAUAAUAUUCUUCAUGUUAGUAUGCUUCGAGAAUUGACCAAAGUGGAACCGAACCAGUUAUUAGAGAAUAAUGUGUUUGCAUAUCAUCCAAGCAAUAAGACUGUAACUUUUCAGUCUCGCUCAAUAGAAUUUUAUAUCCGGGAAAAUGCUGACAAAUUUAUUAAAUAA
This is a messenger RNA of Diversispora eburnea, 1317 nucleotides long. The record is from the annotation of a GenBank genome assembly. NCBI's taxonomy places the organism in Eukaryota, Fungi, Glomeromycota, Glomeromycetes, Diversisporales, Diversisporaceae.